AUGAAGGCCGUCAGCAGCCUGGGCGGAAGCCUCUGGAUGGGGCUUCUUCUCUGCGGGGCAGCCCUUGGGUCUCCGGAGGGCAACAAAGAGCUCCAGCUCUUCAACCGCCUUUUCGCCAACUACAACAAGUCCACGUGGCCAGUGCGCAGGGUGGGCGAAGUGCUGCAGGUCUCCGUGAAGCUGACCCUCACCAACCUCAUCUCACUGAACGCCAAAGAGGAGACCCUGACCACCAACGUCUGGAUCACUCAGGAAUGGGUAGACUAUCGGCUGAACUUUAGCAGCGAGGAGUAUGACAAAGAGCUCCGGGUCCCAUCUGACCUGGUAUGGCUGCCGGACAUCGUCCUGGAGAACAACAUUGAUGGCAACUUUGACGUGGCCUAUUCUGCCAAUGUCCUGAUCUCCCCCGGGGGGAACAUGUAUUGGCUGCCCCCCGCCAUCUUCCGCAGCUCCUGCCCCAUCGAGGUCACCUUCUUCCCUUUCGACUGGCAAAACUGCUCCCUCGUUUUCCGGUCGAAGACGCACAACGCCAGAGAAGUAGAACUCCAGUACGGACUUGAUGACAACACCCAAGAGCCAGUGAAGGAGGUCAUCAUUGAUCCAGAGGCUUUCACAGAGAACGGGGAGUGGACCAUCCGGUACCGCCCGGCCCGCCUCAUCCUGGCCCCCGUGCCCGGGCUCGAGGCUCCGGGCUUCUCCGAGAUUCACUACUUCCUCAUCAUCCAGCGCAAACCUCUUUUCUACACCAUCAACAUCAUUGUGCCCUGCGUCCUCAUCUCCUCCCUGGUGGUCCUGGUCUACUUCCUGCCUGCCCAGGCUGGAGGGCAGAAGUGCACCGUCAGCAUCUCGGUCCUGCUGGCCCAGACUGUCUUCCUCUUCCUGAUUGCCCAGAAGGUGCCUGAGACGUCACUCAGCGUCCCCCUCAUUGGCAAGUACCUGCUCUUUGUGAUGACGGUGGCCACGCUGAUCGUCAUGAACUGCGUUGUGGUGUUGAAUGUCUCUCUGCGCAGCCCCAGCACCCACCUCAUGUCCCCGAACCUCAAACACCUCUUCCUGAAGAUCCUUCCACGCUACCUGGGCUCCACCGUAGGACCCGCAGGUGAUGAGCCCCAGGACGCCCCCCGCCCUCGCCGACGCAGCUCCUUCUCCAUUAUGGUCAAGGCCGAGGAGUACAUCUUGAAGAAGGCCCGGAGCGAGGUCCUCUUCGAGCACCAGGGGCAGCGACACGGGCUGCAGAGGGCGCCCAAUUACGGUGGGCUGGACGUGCAGAUGACCACCAUCUUGUACAAGAACCUAUCCAGCCUGGCCCCAGAGAUCAAAGAAUGCGUGGACGCCUGCAACUUCAUCACCAAGAGCACCAAGGACCAGAGUGCUGAUGGGGCGGAGAUCGAGAGCUGGGUGCUAAUUGGGCAGAUGAUAGACAAGCUGUGCUUCUGGAUUGCAAUCUUGCUCUUCACCACUGGUACUCUUGCUAUCUUUUUCAUGGGGCACCUCAAUACGGUGCCUGAGGACCCUUUCUCAGGCCAGGAAGACUAGUAGGGCAAGGGGCCCUUUGCAGCCUCACGUCACCCUGGCUGGAUGCAAAACGAGCUCCCCCCACUCAGUCUGUGGGACUGCCUGAUUCCAGCCCCAACCGCCAAGCAGGCAGAAGGGGGCAGCCAGGGACCACCGGCAGCUAUUUCUACAAAGCUGCUCAGGUGCUCUGCGACGGAAGGCUCUGUGUGGCUCCCAAGCUCGCACACGCGUACGCACACCUGCCUAAUGCAUUGAAAUAAAAG
Messenger RNA from Python bivittatus (Burmese python), 1778 nucleotides. Lineage: Eukaryota; Metazoa; Chordata; Lepidosauria; Squamata; Pythonidae. The record is from RefSeq and is a predicted model, not a curated record.